CUGCGGAGAAUGCGGGAAAGGGGCACGACCCACUCAAUUUUGAAGUCUGGUUGCCGUGUUGCUGGUGCUCCGUGCACGGCUGGCAGAUCACUUUGGUCUGGAAAUUUGACAGCCAAAUUCCCCUGAAGCCCGAGCUCCUGUCUCCAUCUCGUACCGGUGAACUGCAAAUCACCACGCUUCUGCCCUCGCGACAUUCCUCCCAAUUGUCCUCGCUGCCAUCGUUGCAGCACAAUUUUUGAUACCCUCGUCCUUCUACGUCAUUCCGAUCAGUCUUUAAUCCAAGAUGGCUCCUGCCACUGCCGAGAGCGCGUCGCCGAUUGGCAUUGCAAAUCUGCCCAACCAGCGGCACAAGAUUGUCGCGAAGAGGGGUGCAGCAUUCACGAUUAUGGUUGCCGGGGAGUCAGGGUUGGGCAAGACGACUUUCAUUAACACGCUCUUCUCCACGACAAUCAAGAACUACGCCGAUCACAAGCGCCGGCACCAGAAACAGAUCGACAAGACGGUUGAGAUCGAGAUCACCAAGGCUGAGCUCGAAGAGAAGUUCUUUAAGGUUCGCCUGACUGUCAUCGACACCCCGGGCUUCGGCGACUAUGUCAACAACCGUGACUCGUGGAUGCCCAUCAUCGAGUUUCUCGACGACCAGCAUGAGUCCUACAUGCUUCAGGAGCAGCAGCCGCGCCGCCAGGACAAGAUCGACUUGCGCGUGCACGCCUGCUUGUACUUCAUCCGCCCCACCGGCCACACCCUGAAGCCACUCGAUAUCGAAGUCAUGAAGCGGCUAUGCUCACGCGUCAACCUUAUUCCAGUCAUUGCCAAGGCUGAUACCCUCAGCCCGGCGGAUCUGGCCAAGUUCAAGUCGAGAAUUCGCGCCGUCAUCGAGGCCCAGAACAUCAAAAUCUACCAGCCGCCAAUCGAGGAGGAUGACGAGGCUGCCGCGCAGCAUGCGCGCAGCCUGAUGGCCGCUAUGCCCUUCGCCGUGAUCGGUUCCGAGAAGGACGUCAAGACCAACGAUGGACGGAUCGUGAAGGGCCGCCAGUACUCGUGGGGCGUGGCCGAGGUCGAGAACGAGGACCAUUGCGACUUCAAGAAGCUGCGGUCGAUCUUGAUCCGCACCCACAUGCUGGACCUGAUCCAUACUACCGAGGAGUUGCACUACGAGGCAUAUCGCGCGCAGCAGAUGGAGACGCGCAAGUUCGGCGAAGCCCGCCCGCGGAAGCUGGACAACCCCAAGUUCAAGGAGGAGGAGGAUGCGCUCCGCAAGCGCUUCACCGAGCAGGUCAAGAUCGAGGAGCAGCGCUUCCGGCAAUGGGAGCAGAAGCUCAUCGCCGAGCGCGAUCGCCUCAACAAGGAUCUCGAGCAGACGCACGCCCAGAUCAAGCAGCUCGAGCAGGAGCUGGAGCAGCUGCAGGGCAGUGCCGUUCGCAGCCAUGGACGUCGUUAGGGAAUCGGCGUUUCGAGGGACCCUGUCUUGUCUGGACUCCAUUCGAGGCCGUUCACGGGCACGUUUUGACCUUAUUGAAUACCUGGGGUUCCCAGGCGCUCCCGGUCCUGCGCAACCGAAUUUCUGGCUUAUUGGGGCAUGAUUCCUGGAAGCUGCUUCAUGGUGACUGGCAGAAUAAUUGGUUGACACACACGUGCUUUGCUUUCAGGCCCUUCUCUUUUCGUUUUGUUUUCCUCCGUCAUACUACCCCUCGCAGUUAUUCUAUAGCAAACGGGAA
This is a messenger RNA of Chaetomium strumarium, 1718 nucleotides long. Its product is annotated as Septin-domain-containing protein. The record is from RefSeq and is a predicted model, not a curated record. Gene Ontology annotation, molecular function: GTP binding; molecular adaptor activity; GTPase activity. Lineage: Eukaryota; Fungi; Ascomycota; Sordariomycetes; Sordariales; Chaetomiaceae. The transcript has 4 exons. Gene Ontology annotation, biological process: intracellular protein localization; cytoskeleton-dependent cytokinesis. Gene Ontology annotation, cellular component: cytosol; microtubule cytoskeleton; septin complex. Bases 284 to 1441 code for a protein of 385 amino acids.